Sinocyclocheilus anshuiensis is the source of this 2134-nucleotide messenger RNA. Its product is annotated as band 4.1-like protein 3. Gene Ontology annotation, biological process: actomyosin structure organization. The transcript has 13 exons. Lineage: Eukaryota; Metazoa; Chordata; Actinopteri; Cypriniformes; Cyprinidae. Gene Ontology annotation, cellular component: plasma membrane; cytoskeleton. Gene Ontology annotation, molecular function: actin binding; structural molecule activity. Bases 81 to 1649 code for a protein of 522 amino acids. The record is from RefSeq and is a predicted model, not a curated record.
CUCUGCUGGCUCAGCUGCUCGGGAGGCUGUUUGAGUGUUUAGCAGUGGUGCAGGAGGAGGAUUCGGAGGCUGUGGAGAUCAUGCUGGGAGUUUGUUCCAGCGGCCUCCUCAUCUACAGAGAUAAACUGCGCAUCAAUCGCUUCGCCUGGCCCAAAAUACUCAAGAUCUCCUACAAGAGGAACAACUUCUACAUCAAGGUGCGGCCGGGAGAGCUGGAACAGUUCGAGAGCACCAUCGGAUUUAAACUGCCCAAUCACAAAGCAGCAAAGCGACUCUGGAAAGUUUGUGUGGAGCAUCACACCUUCUUCAGGCUGGUUUCUCCUGAAGCUCCUCCCAAGCGCUUCCUGUCGUUGGGCUCAAAGUUCCGCUACAGCGGCCGAACACAAGCGCAGACUCGCCGAGUGAGCGCUCAGAUCUCACGUGCCGCGCCGCAGUUCCAGCGAUCGGCCAGCAGGCGGCACACCGUCACAGCCAGCAUGGACAGCACGCCAGCGACGGUGAGCCAUGACGACGAGAAGAACGCCAAACCCGCUGUUGCUACGGAUGACCUCAUCGCCAUGGAAACGCCGGAGAAGAAAGGAGAGGAGAUGAACUCAGUGGAGGAGGAGAAUAAAGCCAACAGUGACGAAUCAGAACAAGCCCCGCCCCCCUCCGUCACCAAGUCUUGUCUGUACUCAUCGGAUCCGUUGGGAUCUGAGCUCUCUCUCCCGUCUUCUCCCGUCUCGUCCACCAAAGUGCGCAGGAGACGCAGGGAAAGCAGCCGCAAGCGCGCCUCCUCCGUCAGUCCGGCCAAAACCACGGCGGGCUGCCGGAGACGUCAGGCCCAAGCGGACCGUAAAGUGGCUCUUCUGGAGGAACAAGCGCUGCUUCUGUCCGCACGCAAACAGAGACUGAACCAGAGCCGCAGCAGAGGCGGCAUGCUCUUCUCCUUCUCUCUGCACUUCCCCGAUCUGUCCUCGCUGCUGGAUGAGGACGGUUACCUGAGCUUCCCCGACCUCACCGAGCUGCGCUUUCUUCCCGAGAGCCUGCAUCACUUCAUGCCCAUCAAAUCUCCGUCACUCAUCCCCUGCUUCCUCUUCAUCUUCUUCUUCCUGCUCUCCACCUCGUUCUCUGUGCCGUACGCACUCACGCUCUCCUUCCCGCUGGCGCUGUGUCUCUGCUAUCUGGAGCCCAAGGCCGCGUCGCUCGGCUCGUCUCUGGCGCAGGGCUUCCAGGACAGUUCAGACGACGAGACCGACAGCGAUCAAACCAACUUCACUUGUGAUGACGACACAUCGGCGACUGAGUCUGACUUUGAGGACAACUUUGACAUGAGGACACAGGUGUCAGAGGAGGUUAAAGCCGAACCUGAAGAUGUUCCAGUAAAGCCGGAUCACGUGGCUGAUGGUGUGGAGCAGUCGGAGGAAGCGCUUAAAGAUGUUCCUGUGGUUCACACCGAGACCGAGACCAUCACGUACGAGUCUGCAGAGAUCGAAGCCAGCGGCGACUCAGAUCCAGGCGUCCUCAUGAGCGCUCAGACCAUCACAUCAGAGAACAACAGCAGCACCACACACAUCACCAAGACGGUGAAGGACGGUAUUUCAGAGACUCGCAUCGAAAAGAGGAUCGUCAUCACAGGAGCCGCAGACAUCGACCACGAUCAGGAAUAAUCUCAUCAACUGAAAACCAACACGCGACCUCUGACCUCCGACCUCUGCCGAGAUCUUCAUCAUCAAGCCAUCAGCUUCAGCCUCGUCAAACCAAACCUGCGCUGAGAUGAUUGACUCGCAAACAAAAAAAAUAUUUGCCUUAAAAUGUCUCAAAAUAUUAAUUUCUGCCACUUGGGUUUAUUUAUGGUGCAGUGUGAAUUUCACAGAAACGCAUCCAGGUCAAAAUUAAAAGGAUUUUUUCCCUUUAAUUUUGAUUUUUCUCUUCAAACUCAACAAACUGAAUUGAAACUCGUUUGUACUUGAAUCAUAAGCAUGUUUUUAUUGCAAUGCUUGUUCACUUGUUAGUUUUUGUUGUUUUUUUUAGCACUAACUGAUCCUGCAUUAUAAAUGCAAAACGGCAAAAAAUGAGUACAAAAAAAAAGAAAGUUAACCACUAUUUUAAGGGCUUUUGGUAACUUUGUAAAACAGCGGCUUAUUUGUUGGAG